GCUACCGGUGGCCAGCGUCGAGGAGUCCAUCGACAAGUUCAUGAACGAUGCGCACGCGUUUUCCUGCGAGUGCUCCGAGGCGCUUGAGAUGGCGAUACGCAGAACGCCUGGGACAUUGCCGCACUCGAGGCAGAAUUUGUCCGAAGCUUGGCGGCGCGAGCUCGCCAAUAAGAUGCACGAGGUCGCGCCCUCGACUUCGAGGUCGGCAGCAAUCCCUGGCCCCAUCCACGGCUUGAGGCUGAUGGCGCUGGAUCGCAGGGCGGCUGCGCCAGACGCCACGGCCCUGGCCGCGUGCGCGCGGCGCACCCCUACCCACGGGUCGAAGGUGGUGGCCGCCGUGGACAGUUCUCGUGAGCGCAUGCACCGAACGAUGCGCGGCGACGCCGAGGAUGCAGCCAAGUCGAGCGCUGAGGAGGGGAACGUCGCAGCGGUUGCUGCGGAGCCACGACGCCUGCGAUUGCUCGGAGUUCGGGUCGCAACGUUGGCGCUUUCGGAACUCCUGGCGGCUCGCCCUGAAAGCCAUGUGCCCGAGGAGCGCUGGGUGCAGCCGCAGGAAGCUGCUCAAG
This is a messenger RNA of Prorocentrum cordatum, 566 nucleotides long. Lineage: Eukaryota; Dinophyceae; Prorocentrales; Prorocentraceae. The record is from the annotation of a GenBank genome assembly.